Messenger RNA from Pichia kudriavzevii, 1374 nucleotides. RefSeq lists its product as uncharacterized. Gene Ontology annotation, cellular component: glycosylphosphatidylinositol-mannosyltransferase I complex; membrane. Gene Ontology annotation, biological process: GPI anchor biosynthetic process. The coding region runs from base 1 to 1374 and encodes 457 amino acids. NCBI's taxonomy places the organism in Eukaryota, Fungi, Ascomycota, Pichiomycetes, Pichiales, Pichiaceae. The record is from RefSeq and is a predicted model, not a curated record. Gene Ontology annotation, molecular function: GPI mannosyltransferase activity; alpha-1,4-mannosyltransferase activity. The transcript has a single exon.
AUGUACAAAGAAUAUUGGUCUAAAGAUUUCAUCAUACCGAAAGUUGGAAACCCAAGGCUUGAAAAAAAAAAGGAUCUUGGUUUGUUUUCAAACAUGUGUCAUGUCCACUUAUUGUCACAUUCCGAGCCGGCAAAGAUGUUAUCAGUUACCUCCAUUCUCUUAAUAUCCUUCAUCUUACGUGUUGGAUUCUUUCUAUUUGGCCUCUACCAAGAUGAGUAUAUGCCUUUACCGUACACAGAUAUUGAUUAUUAUGUGUUCACAGAUGCAGCUAAAUUCGUGGCUGACUCUCAAUCGCCCUUCAUGCGUGCAACCUAUCGGUACACCCCAUUACUUGCAUGGAUUCUAAUUCCAACAACUUUUAAAUAUAACCAAUUAUGGUUUUCGUUUGGUAAAUUGGUCUUUAUUGUGUGUGAUUUAAUUACGGGAUAUUUAUCAUUACUCACAUUACCUUCAAAUCAUUCGUUUUUAUCAAUUAUUUGGUUGUUCAACCCAAUGGUGAUUACAAUUUCCACUAGGGGUUCUUCUGAAUCCUUACUGACGUCUUUCAUUCUGCUUUCGACAUAUUUUUUGGUUAGAGCUAAAAACUCAAACAAAUGGUUAAUUUCAUUCUCCGGAUUGUUGUUGGGCGUUUCCAUUCAUUUGAAGAUAUACCCGCUAAUUUACGUUCCAACAUAUUUGUUAUUCGUUGAUCCAAAUCAACCGUUGCAUAAACCAAUGACUAUGAAGAGAAUACUAUUUGUUAUCUCAUUGGUAAUUGGUUUUAUCUCUUUAUCAUAUUGGAUGUAUUCAAUUUAUGGUAUGCGGUAUCUCAACGAGGCAUAUUUUUACCAUUUGAUACGAUUAGAUCAUAGGCAUAACUUCAGUGUCUACAAUAUCUCACUAUAUCUUCACUCCGCUCAAGACAAGAUCAGUUCAUUACAAUUUGAAAAGAUAGCCUUUAUUCCACAAUUAGGAUUUUCACUGGUGAUUGUACCAUUGUGUCUACAAAGAGGCUUUAAAUAUCCCAUACUCAAGGACCUAUUGAUCUACAAAGUAAUGUUCAUUCAAACUUUUGUUUUCAUAAUGUUCAAUAAGGUUUGUACAUCACAAUAUUUUAUAUGGUUCUUAUGUUUGCUUCCGCAGUAUCUUGCCUCUACAAAAUUGGGGGUGAGGAAAGGUCUGGCAUUACUCGCCGGAUGGAUAUUAACUCAAGGUUUAUGGCUAUUCAAUGGUUGGAGGUUGGAAUUCCGUGGUGAUUUGAACGUUUUCCAAACGGGUUUGUUUUAUUCCAGCUGUGCCUUUUUCCUGUGGAACGCUGUCAUGGCAAGCGAGUUCAUCCAUGAUGUGAAAAUGCAGAUCUACGAAGCUGAGCUCUUAAAGGAUAAAACUGAAUGA